This is a messenger RNA of Arachis duranensis, 3186 nucleotides long. Its product is annotated as katanin p80 WD40 repeat-containing subunit B1 homolog KTN80.1. The coding region runs from base 284 to 2734 and encodes 816 amino acids. The record is from RefSeq and is a predicted model, not a curated record. Gene Ontology annotation, cellular component: katanin complex. Gene Ontology annotation, biological process: microtubule depolymerization; microtubule severing. NCBI's taxonomy places the organism in Eukaryota, Viridiplantae, Streptophyta, Magnoliopsida, Fabales, Fabaceae. Gene Ontology annotation, molecular function: microtubule binding. The transcript is spliced from 18 exons.
UUUCCAUCUUCACUGUGCUUGAACAUGAAAUUUCUUCCCUUUUUCUUUAUUUGUUGUUGAGUUCUUCUUCUUCUUACCCAUUUCUCAUCUGACAUAUCUAAUCUAAACUCCUAUCUUUCCGCUUCCGAUUUCCAUCUUCCAACCACCAAAGGAAGCUGCUUUCUUCUCUUCUUGUAGCUGCUGAAGCUUUGAAGUAGACCCAAGUCCUCAAUUGCUUCUUUGCCUCCAAAAGGAGUUUCAUUUCAGCUCACUAAGCGGGUUUCUUAGGUGCCCGCCAAAAAAAAUGGCAAAGCGUGGAUACAAAAUACAGGAAUUUGUGGCUCAUGCGGGCAGUGUAAAUUGUUUAAAUAUUGGAAAGAAGAAUUGCCGUCUUUUCAUUACUGGAGGAGAUGAUUACAAGGUCAAUUUGUGGACCAUUGGCAAACCAACUUCUUUAAUGAGCCUGUCUGGCCAUACUAGUCCAGUUGAAUCUGUGUCUUUUGACUCAGCAGAAGUGUUAGUUCUUGGUGGAGCAUCAUCAGGUGUAAUAAAGCUUUGGGAUUUGGAAGAAUCAAAGAUGGUUCGCAGUGUUGCUGGACACAGAUCCAAUUGCACUGCUGUUGAGUUUCAUCCGUUUGGUGAGUUUUUUGCAUCUGGUUCCAUGGACACUAAUCUGAGGAUUUGGGACAUCAGAAAAAAGGGGUGUAUUCAUUCAUUCAAGGGUCAUACCCAGGGCAUUAGUACUAUCAAAUUCACUCCAGAUGGCCGGUGGGUAGUUUCUGGUGGACUUGACAGUGUUGUGAAGGUGUGGGAUCUAACAGCUGGAAAACUCUUGAAUGACUUCAAGUUGCAUGAAGGACCAAUUAGGUCCAUAGAUUUCCAUCCUCUUGAGUUCCUUCUAGCUACGGGUUCAGCUGAUAGAACAGUGAAAUUCUGGGAUUUAGAAACCUUUGAACUGAUUGGUUCUGCCAGGCGCGAGGCUACAGGGGUGCGCUCAAUAGCAUUUCAUCCUGAUGGAAGAACCCUAUUUACUGGACAUGAGGAUGGUUUGAAGGUGUAUUCAUGGGAGCCUGUUAUCUGUCAUGAUUCUGUUGAUAUGGGAUGGACAACACUUGGUGACCUCUGUAUUAAUGAUGGGAAACUUUUGGGGUGCUCAUACUACCGAAACUCUGUUGGAGUCUGGGUAGCAGAUAUAUCGCUUAUUGAACCAUACGGUGAUGGUUCCGGCUUGGAUGCCAAGACAAGUGAAGGCAUGGAGCACAAACUUAAUCUUAGGGAAAGUAAACAAGAGCAAAUAGAGGUUGAUGUGGGGCCAACUACCAGAUUCCGCAGUGUGUCUCCUGAUGAGUCAAAAGAGAUAAAGAAUAUAUAUAUCGACUCUUCUGGAGGGAAACCGAUUACAUUACAGAGAUCUGGAUCUGUUAAUUCCCAAAGAAUAGAUAUUCCAGAGGAACCCAAGGAAAUUUGUAACUUUGGAACACAGAAGCCAAGUUCUGCAGCAGGAGUUAAUGUAAAACCAAAUGAACAAUUGCUCAGAAAAUCUUUUGUUGUGCCAAAUGUUGUACCUUGCGAUGUUCCCGAUGUUAAGGACUCAGCAAAAUCUGGGGAAGAGACCAUCACCUUUACAAAGACAAAGCCUGGGAUGUUACUUAAACCAGCUCAUACACGGAGAGCAUCCACAGGCAGAUUUGAUAUUGAUAAGUUUUCUGAUACUACAAGUAAAUUAGACAGUGCAAAAGAUACCAAGUUCCAGAGGAAUUUAGGAUCUCAGAAUGAAAUCAAAGAAUCUUGCCAAGAUAAACAUCCUAUAAAGAAUGUUACAGAAAAGUUUGACAAGACUAUAUCUCCACAAAUAUUUUCUGAUCAGCCAAAACGUGAUGAAUCUACUCCUCGUAAUGAAGAGAGUAGUCCGGUUAAAUAUAUCAAUGGAGUUGCUGUUGUACAUGGGAGGACCCGUUCUCUGGUUGAGAGGUUUGAAAGAAGGGAAAGAAUUCAAACCAAUGAAAACCAAACCGACAUGCCCCUUCCCACUAUAAAUGAAGGGAGGGAAAAAAGUCACAAUGAAGAUCAUGUUCAUGCAUCCCCAGCUGUAGUAUUUGACAGGAGGCAAAGGAUUCCACUCAAUGAAGAUGAGAACAAUAUGAGCUCUAUUUCGAUCACAACCUCUGAAACUGAUAAGUCUCCCAACAAACUGAAAGUUGAGCCUCAGUUAUGCAGAGGGGAUUCAAAAUCUACAAAUGAAGGGGAAAUCAUCGAAGGUCUGAUGGAAAAUCAUGAUGUAACUUUGAGUAAUCUUCGUUCACGCUUGACAAAAUUACAGGUGGUGCGGCAUUUUUGGGAGCGCAACGAUGUUAAAGGGGCCAUUAAUGCUUUGAAGAAGUUGCCUGAUCAAUCUGUUCAAGCAGAUGUUAUCAGUGUUCUUGUGGAGAAGAUGGAUGUACUCACCAUAGAUUUAUUUGCUUGCUUGCUUCCUGUGCUCUUAGGCUUGUUGGAUGGUAAAACAGAAAGGCAUGUAAAGUUGUCGCUGGAUAUGCUAUUGAAACUUGUAGCGGUUUUUGGUCCAACAAUUCGUGCAACUGUUUCAGCACCUCCCUCUGUUGGGGUUGAUUUACAUCGAGAGCAAAGGCUAGAAUGCUGCAACCAGUGCUUCAAGGAAUUGCAGAAGAUACAAAUGAUUAUUCCAAUAUUGAUACGGAGGGGUGGCGCAUUGGCCAAGUCUGCCUUGGAACUGAACCUAGUUCUUCAACAAUCCUGACUAAAGAUGUUGAAUGAGGUUCAACCAAUUGAAGAAGGAGUAGCAUUGGCUCAAUAAAACUCUUAAGCAGGAGUGCGCGUCACGUUGAGAUAUUCGUCACGUUGAGAUAUUGAGAUGGUAUCCUACAAUUUUGUGUCGGUGACUUGCCCAUUUGCUGUCAUCGCCGGCUUUUUGUUAAUUUCCGAGCUUCAGUUUAAAGAAUUGAGAGACUUGAGGAAGAAGGCACUUGUGGAUAUUGGUCUGCAACAGUUCAAUCAACUGGUGUUGGCUAUUCCUUGUAUGUACAUUUUGUUUUCUCAAUUUGUUCAUUUGUGAUAGUGAUACUACAAAGUACCAACCCCUGUAUAAAGUAUCAACAAACUUAUACUAAUGUGCAUAUUCCUAUGUCUCUGUGUAUCUCAUAUUCAAUGUUGAAUGAAAUGAAUCUUCAAUUGUUUUUAUUCAAUACAUGA